UGAUAAAGGAGCUAUAAAGGAAACUUAAAAUGACUGGAUUCUGGAUAUCAAUUUUGUUCUUCAGCACCAUGUAUACAGUCCAGUCUGGUAGACGCUGGGUUACUGCACAAUCCCAAAUGAAUCCAGAUGUUUAUCAGAUUGAAGAAAAGCUCAAUGUGAAUAUCGGCAACUCGGCUACUCUGCAGUGUUGUGUUUUAGGAAUAGAGAACGGAGAAGUUAUGUGGUUUAAGCAACAGUAUGGAAAACAGCCUCAGGUUAUAGUCAGAUUCUUUAAAACUAACAGAGAAAAGUUUUAUAACGAAUUCCAGAAUUCUCGUUUCCAAAUAAAAAUAUUUGGAAACUGCUUCAAUUUGACCAUUUCUAACACCACGCUGUCUGAUGAAGCCACAUAUUACUGCGCUCUCGUGUCUACAGAUGGAACGCUUUUAAAAAUUAAAGGUGAGCGUGUCAACACUGAAACACCUAAACCAGCUCUGAGCGAUAAUUCAGUGGUGUGUGAUCCAACACUGCAUGGGAACGAUGUUAACAUGAACUCACAAGAGAAAACAGUGAUCGGUUUGGGAACGGCUUUGGGUUUUUGCUCAGUUCUGAUUUUCUGUCUCACUUAUUUCGUACUGAGGAGAAGACCACAUGAAAAAAUAAACUCUUUCUCAGUAAAUGUUUCUCCAGAAAUGAGGAAGAAAUCUCACUUUGACAUCACUUUUGCAGCCUUGAAGGGAAGUGAAGUUUGCUUGUCAGACAAGUUGGUGUACUCUGAAGUGAUUUAUAAGAAAUUGUAAAAUAUUACAUAAUUUCUUCUUCUUCUUCUUCUUCUUCUUCUUCUUCUUCUUCUUCUUCUUCUUCUUCUUCUUCUUCUUAAUAUUAUUAUUAUUAGUAGUAGUAGUAUUGCUGUUGUUGUUAUUCUCAAUCUUCUUAUUUUUCUUAUUAUUAUUGGUGCUGUUGGUGGCGGUGGAAUUAUUGCAUUUUUGCACAAUUUCUUUUUUUUAUUUUGCAGUUCAAUAAAUGUGAAAAAAAAACAACUCACUAAUUGAAAUGAUAGAUAGAUAGAUAGAUAGAUAGAUAGAUAGAUAGAUAGAUAGAUAGAUAGAUAGAUAGAUAGAUAGAUAGAUAGAUAGAUAGAUAGAUAGGUAAGUAGAUAGAUAGAUAGAUAGAUAGAUAGAUAGAUAGAUAGAUAGAUAGAUAGAUAGACAGGUAAGUAGAUAGACAGGUAAGUAGAUAGAUAGAUAGAUAGAUAGAUAGAUAGAUAGAUAGAUAGAUAGAUAGAUAGAUAGAUAGAUAGAUAGAUAGAUAGAUAGAUAGAUAGAUAGACAGGUAAGUAGAUAGACAGGUAAGUAGAUAGAUAGAUAGAUAGAUAGAUAGAUAGAUAGAUAGAUAGAUAGAUAGAUAGAUAGAUAGAUAGAUAGAUAGAUAGAUAGACAGACAGAUAGACAGACAGACAGACAGACAGACAGGUAAGUAGAUAGAUAGAUAGAUAGAUAGAUAGAUAGAUAGAUAGAUAGAUAGAUAGAUAGAUAGAUAGAUAGAUAGAUAGAUAGAUAGAUUUUUUUAAAUACACUUUUUAAAAUUUAAAUUUAGGGGUUUUUGUGGUUGUUAGAUUGUCUGUUUGAUUGUUUCCAUUCUCUCUGUUGAAAUCAGCACUCAUGGCAAAUUAUUAAUAAUGAAUAAAAAGCUGAAUGCGUUUACAUGUUUAUCUUUGAACCGAAUUCUCAGGAGGUAAUAAAAACUGUAUUUCUGAUAUCAUAAAGCAAUAUAAUACAAAACAAUACAGCACAGAACACAACACAAAGAUAGAUAGAUAGAUAGAUAGAUAGAUAGAUAGAUAGAUAGAUAG
This is a messenger RNA of Hemibagrus wyckioides, 1831 nucleotides long. RefSeq lists its product as uncharacterized. The transcript is spliced from 6 exons. The coding region runs from base 30 to 779 and encodes 249 amino acids. Lineage: Eukaryota; Metazoa; Chordata; Actinopteri; Siluriformes; Bagridae. The record is from RefSeq and is a predicted model, not a curated record. Gene Ontology annotation, biological process: response to bacterium.